CUCUUGUCGCUAACUUCGCUUCAGUCCAAUCAUUUUUCAAUAAACGGGACUAAAUUUGUCGAGUACAGCCAAAUUACUUUAUCAGUAAGCCCGCUAUAUAAUACCUUAAUCUCUGACAAAACACUUUAGUUGUAAAAGGAUCAAGACGAGACAAAAUGAGUUUGGUAGCUAACACCGGGAAACUAGCGGGACGUACGCUGUUUAUAACGGGUGCUUCCCGUGGUAUUGGCAAGGCCAUCGCCCUCAAAGCAGCUAAGGAUGGUGCUAAUGUGGUGGUCGCGGCGAAAACGGCUGAGCCGCAUCCCAAGCUACCAGGCACUAUUUACACCGCUGCAGAAGAAAUUGAGGCGUUAGGCGGUAAGGCCCUGCCAUGCAUUGUGGAUGUCAGGGACGAGAAAACAGUGCAAAAGGCGAUAGAUGAUGCUGUUAAAAAGUUCAACGGGAUCGACAUUCUCAUCAACAAUGCAUCUGCUAUCUCUCUCACGGACACGCCCAACACCGACAUGAAGAGAUACGACCUCAUGCACUCCAUUAACACCAGGGGCACCUUUUUGGCGUCGAAGCUCUGCUUGCCGCAUCUGAAGAACAGCAACCACGCGCACAUCCUCAACCUGUCGCCGCCGCUCAACAUGAACCCCUUCUGGUUCGCAACGCACGUAGCGUACACGAUGGCCAAGUACGGCAUGUCGAUGUGCGUGCUGGGCAUGAGCCACGAGUUCAAGCCGUUCAACAUCGGCGUCAAUGCGCUCUGGCCCAUGACUGGCAUCGCCACGGCCGCCAUCGAGAUGCUGACAGGCGACGUGUCGACGAGCCGCAAGCCCGAAAUCGUUUCCGAUGCUGCUUACUUCAUGCUUUGCCAAGACCCGAAGACCUACACAGGCAACUUCGCCAUCGACGAAGAUGUCGUGAAGAAAGCUGGAGUCACCGAUCUCACACCAUACGCGUGCGAUCCUAAGAACGCCAAUAACCUCCUGCUGGACGGGUUCAUUGACUCCCCGCUGGCCAUGAAACAGCACUCGGUCGUGACUGCCUCCGUCAGGCGGUACCAUACCUCCGCCGUGCGAUAUGAGAAGGAGGGCAAGCCCGAAGGACAGAUCCCCACAUUGUUUGCGGCUAUCGGCAAGAGCCUGUCACCUGAUUUGGUCAAGAAGACGCAAGCCAUUUACCAGUUCAAUGUCAAAGGUAAAGAAGAGGGCGUAUGGCACAUCGACCUUAAGAACGGAGAUGGCGCCUGCGGCCAGGGCGAGCCCAAGAGCCCGCCCGAUGCGACGCUCACCAUGGACAGUGGCAACUUCUCAGACAUGUUUGCUGGCAAGCUGAAGCCGGCCACCGCGUUCAUGAUGGGCAAGCUCAAAAUCAAGGGAGACCUGCAGAAGGCCAUGAAGCUCGAGAAGAUGAUGAAAUCCCUCCAGAAGAAGUAACUUUGCCAAAGUCCCGUUCAAUGUUAGGCUUCCCACACACUGACAAUCAUUGUCGAGCAUAUCAAAUUUGUCAAAGUCCUUUUAACUAAUUUGACGAUUCAAAUUAGUUACCAUUUCUGACUUAACAUAUUCGCUGCGGCAAUAGUGUUAAGCAAUGCAAUGCAUGCAAUGUAUUGCAUGGGGUCUGUCGAUCCCAUCUCGCAGUGAACGUGUUAAGCAUAAAAAAUAUACUGAUACCUAUUCAUUGAUUGAUUGAUAUUUCACUUUAGUGGAAAAUAACCAUGCUCUCAUUAAUAUUAAACUGAAAUUGGAUAUUUAUUAUAUAAAUGACUCCGAGUCCAGUAUAAUUUGCAGUAUAUGUUGCAAACUCAAAGAAUAGACUGUAUUGUGUAUUAAAAAUCAUUGUAUAUUUUUAGAAGAUAUUUUGUCACAUUGUAUAUGUUUGAAACCUAUGUACAUAUAAAAGUCAUUGGAGUAACUUCUAUAGUGUUGUGCCUUGUCUUUGUACAUAUGUAAGUCACUGCCAAACGUGGCGCGAGAUGUAUUGGAUUUUUUAUUAAUAUAAGAAAUGUAAUAUUAUGAAUAAAAAGGUGCUGUUUAAAA
Messenger RNA from Cydia splendana, 2024 nucleotides. RefSeq names its product hydroxysteroid dehydrogenase-like protein 2 (gene Hsdl2). NCBI's taxonomy places the organism in Eukaryota, Metazoa, Arthropoda, Insecta, Lepidoptera, Tortricidae. The record is from RefSeq and is a predicted model, not a curated record. Bases 156 to 1421 code for a protein of 421 amino acids. Gene Ontology annotation, cellular component: mitochondrion. The transcript is spliced from 12 exons.